GGAAGUGACGUCACGUGUUCGCAGCUCUGGAGGCUGGAGCAGCGUCGUUAGCCCGUUAGCUAGUUAGCGGUCAGUUCCCGCUCCUCCUGUCCGCGGUGUGUCUGGAGCGGCGACCGUUUCCUCCGCGGUCCCGAAGCCGAGGGAGCCGCUCUCUGUAGACCCGGAGCGAGCCGCCGGACCGAGCCGCCGGAGCGAGCCGCCGGAGCCAUGUCCGGCCGCCUGGCCUUCCAGACCCAGCUGGCCUCCAUCAUGGAGGUCCUGGCGAACGCGGCGGUGGCGGAGAUCUGCAAGCUGGUGGACGACGACUACGCGCUGGUGAGCCUGCAGAUGUCCCAGUGCCAGAGAGAGAACAAGGCCCUGAAGAGGAAGCUGCACCUGCUGGAGCUGAAGAUGGCCCGGGGCGCCGCGGAGCGCCGGCUGCGGGACAGCGCCGCCGCCGGCCGGCCCCGGGUGCAGCUCGCCGCGGGAGACCGGCUCCGGGACGCGGCGCCUGCGAGCGGCGGUGUGUUCCAGCGGCGGGUGGAGGCGUCUCUGUGGCCGGGCGGAGCAGCCGGAGACGCUCCCGGGGAGCCCCUCCUGUCCGGAGGCGUGCGGAGUCAGUCUCCAGACGUGGAGCUGGUGGAGCCCGAGGCGCUGCUGGUGAAGGAGGAGGAGCCGGAGGCCGGCGUGGCUCAGGAGGACGAGUCCCAGGAAGACCUGCGCCUCAUCGGAGACGACGGGGUCCUGGACUGUCCCCACCCUGGAGCUGCAGUCAAGAGGCCUCCCUUCCAGCCUCAGGAGCCUCAGGUCCAGAGCAGCAGGAAGCGGGGCGGCGGCGGCGGAGGAGUGGAGGUCAGUGGCUCCUCCCCUCUCCUUAAGUGUGAGCUCAGUGACUCUGCUGAGGACGCUGUCCCCCCGCAGCAGUACGUCCCCCAGGAGGACGUGCUGUGUGACUUUGACCCGCCGGCCGCUCAGCUCUUCAGCCCGCCUCCGGACGCCGCGGCGGACGCUCUGCAGCCGUCCUGCUCCUACUCCAUGGCCGCCCUGGAUUUCCCGUCCACCUCCUCCGGCGUCAACGGCUGGAACCGCUACGGCGGGGCGUUCCCUCCGCCUCGGGACGGCGGCGGCGCGGCGCCCCGAGAGCCGGCCCGCGGCGGCCGGGAGCGGCUGUUCGUCUGCAGCUACUGCGGAAAAGCCUUCAACCGGCCCAAGAAGGUGGAGAUCCACCAGCGCGUCCACACCGGCGAGAAGCCGUUCCACUGCUCCACCUGCGGCAAGACCUUCUCCGAGGCCGGCAACCUGAGGAAACACCAGAGGGUGCACACCGGCGAGAAGCCCUACCGCUGCAGCCUGUGCGGCCGCGGCUUCGCCUGGAUCCGCAACCUGAAAACUCACCAGCUCAAGAGCCACCCCGAGGCCCGCCUCCAGGACCAGGCCUGGACCGCCAAGUGAGCCUCCUGCUGGGACUGGAGCAGACUGUGGCUCUGCAGGACCUUCCCAGCAGCCACAUGGUGGAGGCAGGUGUUGGAACUCGUCUGACGUGGCCCCGUGGCGUCUGACGCGGCCCCGUGGCGUCUGACGUGACGUCUGACGUGGCCCCGUGGCGUCUGACGUGACGUCUGACGUGGCCCCGUGGCGUCUGACGCGGCCCCGUGGCGUCUGACGCGGCCCCGUGGCGUCUGACGCGGCCCCGUGGCGUCUGACGUGACGUCUGACUUGGCCCCGUGGCGUCUGACGCGGCCCCGUGGCGUCUGACGUGGCCCCGUGGCGUCUGACUUGGCCCCGUGGCGUCUGACGUGACGUCUGACUUGGCCCCGUGGCGUCUGACGUGACGUCUGACUUGGCCCCGUGGCCUCUGACUUGGCCCCGUGGCGUCUGACUUGGCCCCGUGGCGUCUGACUUGGCCCCGUGGCGUCUGACUUGGCCCCGUGGCGUCUGACGUGGCCCCGUGACGUCUGACGCGGCCCCGUGGCGUCUGACGUGACGUCUGACGCGGCCCCGUGGCGUCUGACGUGGCCCCGUGGCGUCUGACGCGGCCCCGUGGCGUCUGACGUGACGUCUGACGUGGCCCCGUGGCGUCUGACGCGGCCCCGUGGCGGUUUCUGCUUUCUCAGCAUUCUCUAAGGACCCGAGGAGAAGCAGACUGGUUCAGCUGGACUCUGAUGUGCGUCUCGUCUUGUUUUAAGCAGAGAACAACUCGAAACAAUAAAGCUGUGUUGAUGAUGUUGAAGUUUCUCGACUGUUCUUCCAGAUGCCAGUUUUUAUUUACGUUUUCAUGCCUUCUGUUUAUUUCUGUCCCUGCGUUGUGGAAGACCUCAUGCCUUGUCCCAGUGCCCAGGGGGGCCAGGCCUGCAGGGAUGAAGGACUACAGACCAGUGGCCCUAACUUCCAUGGUGAUAAAGACUUUUGAGAGGCUGCUGCUCCGGCUGCUCAAACCUCAAUGGAGGGGGGGCUGGACCCCCUUCAGUCCGCCUAUCAGGACGGCAUGGGGAUGGACGAUGCGGUCUUGUUUCUGGUCCAUCAGGCGCUCUCCUUCCUGGAGGGAGCUGGAGGCUAUGUGAGGUUGAUGUUUUUCGACUUUACAAGCGCCUUUGAUACCAUCCAGCCUCAGCUACUGAAGGGGAAGCUUGAGAGGAUGGGAGUG
Salarias fasciatus (jewelled blenny) is the source of this 2623-nucleotide messenger RNA. RefSeq names its product zinc finger protein 135-like. The record is from RefSeq and is a predicted model, not a curated record. Lineage: Eukaryota; Metazoa; Chordata; Actinopteri; Blenniiformes; Blenniidae. Gene Ontology annotation, biological process: regulation of gene expression. Bases 208 to 1431 code for a protein of 407 amino acids. Gene Ontology annotation, cellular component: nucleus. The transcript has 4 exons.